AUGGGCUGUACGUUUACGAAAGUAAGAGAUUCGCGGUCACGUGACGAAGACGAGAAAUUGUCGGAAAUUAUCAGCAAGAAUUCAAGUUUUACGGACUCCAAAAAGGAUCUUGAGUGUCACACUUCACCGGCUACGAGGGACAUUGUAGAAAAAUGCCAGCAAGCUCUGUCUGUGGCAAAUACGACAGACGAUGACGUAAUUAGUCUACGGAUUGACCAAUCAAGUUACAUGGACGAAUAUACGGAAUAUACGGAUGCACAGAGUACCGAAAGAGAAAUGGAUAUCACAUACUAUCGAGAGGAUUCAUCGGACUUGAGAUGCGAUACAGCUAGCAACGAUUCUUCGUCAUCAACAGGGAAAAGUCGGGUUUCUUCUAACCUCUCAUCACGAAUAUCCAACUUUUUCCGGAAGGCAAAGCCAAGCAAUCUAACCAGCCAAGACGAAAUGUCAAGAGACAGCGACACUGGGACAGGAUAUGGAUAUGAAGGUGACAUGUCAUCAAGUGGAUGGGAAAGAUCGCCAACUCCUACACGCCAGGACAUGAAGGAAUCUAUACUCCAAAACACAAACAGCAGAUUGUCCGAUUUAUCACAAAUGGUGGAGUCCAGGAGAGGGAUUCAUGAGUAUCAGGCUCUGACACUCAUUCACGAAGUUUUGGAAAAAAAUCAAAUGCCAGAACUAGAAAUAGAAGACGACGGCAGGUCAUCUUCGACCACAAGCAGUGAAGAUUCUAUGUUGCCUUCUCAGCUCAACUUCCGGGUUCUAGCCAGACCCAAUGCCGCAAGAGAAACUGGGACCAUGGCCCCAACCGCUCCAGCUCCAGACACACCAGAAAAAGCACGCAAUGUUGUAGAAUUUGAAGCGGAAUUCCAGAACCUGCUUGACAGACAUGUAGUAGCGACCAGGGAUUACCGGAACAGGCAACUUCUUCAAGGGGGAGCACGUGGUCCCCGUCUGCCGUCCUUCAGCCUCCAGUUUCAGGAUGUGAGAAGCGACCCGAGAUCCGACACCACCAGGGAAAACGGAUGCAGGUACAGCAAAUACUUUUCCAACUCUGUGACACGCCCUCAACUGACCGUACAAGGACUCUCCUCAACAGACGACCGACUCAUGCAGUGGAUGGUCAGUCAGCAGAGGAGGGACUCCCAGCGGCAAUAAAGUGGAGAUGGAUCAAAGAGAUGUCCUAGAAAAGUUCAAUGACGUCAUAAUGAUGACUGAGGCAAGACUUUUCCGGGAGCAGUAUUUGAAAUCUUCUCAUGAAGUGAACAAUUUUGAAAACGCCUACAAUGGAUUAAGAUACAGUAGCACAUGUUCAUUAACAUAUAAUCAUCACCAUGUGAUUAACAUAUUUUGUGGAAGAUAGUAUAUAUGUAUUCAAAGAAACCACGUGCCAAUGCUGGUAUAUGUGUAUUCGUCAAAAUAGACCAGUUUAUACUGGGAAUGACAGUUUGAGGGAUGGUCACGCUCUAAGUGAGAGGAAGAUAGACUUACUCCCCUAAACCAGCUCGUAAUUAUAAGCUCGCCCUUGAAAAUAUUCGCGGGUACACUUGUCGCUUAGAUCAAUAAAAA
This is a messenger RNA of Pecten maximus, 1569 nucleotides long. RefSeq lists its product as uncharacterized. The transcript has 3 exons. Bases 1 to 1158 code for a protein of 385 amino acids. NCBI's taxonomy places the organism in Eukaryota, Metazoa, Mollusca, Bivalvia, Pectinida, Pectinidae. The record is from RefSeq and is a predicted model, not a curated record.